Varanus komodoensis (Komodo dragon) is the source of this 634-nucleotide messenger RNA. RefSeq names its product chibby family member 3 (gene CBY3). NCBI's taxonomy places the organism in Eukaryota, Metazoa, Chordata, Lepidosauria, Squamata, Varanidae. The record is from RefSeq and is a predicted model, not a curated record. The coding region runs from base 152 to 634 and encodes 160 amino acids. The transcript has 2 exons.
GCCCAAAAGCAGCAGUUUGUUUGCUGUACCAUAUUGGUUGAUAUCUGAGUUUUCAACUGAAGCAAGUACUUGAAUAGCUGCAACCAAGUGCUCCCUGAUUUUUCUUUUGUAGGUCUCCUAUUGAUAUCCUCCAUCUCUAGCUUUCCCGGUCAUGGAAGCCAUUUCUCAUAUUCUGCAGGACAUGCGUGAUUACUGGGCGGACCAUUUCUCUCACAGGUUUUUACCCAGAAGGCCAAUACUUCGUCAAGCAACCUCUUUGUCUACUUUCUAUCUGCUGGACUACAAAACCCGUCAAGUUGAACUUGGGAUGGAUUAUGGCCCUCCAUGUACUCAACUGAGCAAAGCAAAAUUUGUCUUUCACAAUGGUGAGUGGCAGAGUGACAGUGUCCCUCAACAGAUGCCCUUACUGCAGUUAUUCUCCUCUCCUGACAAGGAAUCACCAAACAAGGCCCUGAAGAAAGCCAACAAAGCACUACUGGAAGAGAACAACUAUCUGAAGCUGCAACUUGAGUUGCUGAUGGACAUGCUAACAGAGACCACAGCAAGACUACACUCAGUGGAGAAAAGGCUUGACACUACUUCAUGGCAUCCAAAGAUUAAAAAGACAAGCAAGGUGCUGAUGCUUCAAUCUUAA